Messenger RNA from Zonotrichia leucophrys gambelii, 1784 nucleotides. It is a transcript of the gene SUGCT, whose product is annotated as succinyl-CoA:glutarate-CoA transferase. The record is from RefSeq and is a predicted model, not a curated record. NCBI's taxonomy places the organism in Eukaryota, Metazoa, Chordata, Aves, Passeriformes, Passerellidae. Gene Ontology annotation, molecular function: catalytic activity. The coding region runs from base 498 to 1637 and encodes 379 amino acids. The transcript is spliced from 14 exons.
UUGCCGGGGGCUUUGGAGGAGCCCCUGCCCCGGAGCUGCCGGCGGCUGCGCCAGAGCCCUGAGCGCUGCCUCUGCCUCCCCUUCCCCGGGCAGCGGCGGCGGGGCGCGGAGCGGAGGCGCCCCCCCGGCAGGUACCGAGCCGUGCCGCACCCUCCUCCUCCUCCUCUGCCUCCCCUCGGGCCCCUCUGUCCGUGUACCCCCGUCGGUGCCGCUGGGGCGGGGGUCGGAGCCGCUUCUCAGGGGCGGGCGCCGAACACCUGCGGAGGCUCCUGUGAGGGCCGGGCCGAGGGCUCUGAGCGCGGCCCCGCGGCGGCCUCGGCGCUCGGACUUCGGCCGCAGGACGCGCCGCUGGACACGGAGCGUGUCGGCUCUCCUGGCUGCCCGGCUAAUGGCACGCCGUGUUCCGGGCCCCGUCUUCUUGUGCUAGUAAUGUAAAGCCAUUGGAUGGUGUGAAAAUUCUUGAUUUAACAAGGGUUCUUGCUGGACCAUUUGCCACAAUGAAUUUGGGAGAUCUAGGGGCUGAAGUUAUCAAAGUGGAAAGACCAGGAGCUGGUGAUGACACAAGAGCCUGGGGCCCACCUUUUGCUGGGACAGAAAGUAUUUAUUUUCUCAGUGUCAAUAGAAAUAAAAAGAGUAUAGCUAUCAACAUGAAGGAUUCAAAAGGAGUAAAGGUAAUCAAAGAGCUUGCAGCGGCAUCUGAUGUUUUUGUGGAAAACUUUGUCCCUGGGAAGCUGGCUAAAAUGGGUCUAGGUUAUGAAGACAUUAAAAAGAUUGCUCCUCACAUAGUGUACUGUUCAAUAACAGGUUAUGGUCAGACUGGUCCAGUGGUUCAAAGAGGUGGAUAUGACUCCAUUGCUGCUGCUGUUUCUGGUCUCAUGCAUAUCACAGGGCAUGAGGAUGGUGAGCCAGUUAGAUCAGGAGUGGCAAUGACAGACCUUGCUACUGGGUUGUAUACAUAUGGAGCAAUUAUGGCUGGUUUACUUCAGAGGUAUAAGACAGGAAAAGGACUACACAUUGACUGCAAUCUCCUGUCAACUCAGGUUGCAUGUCUCACUCAUGUAGCAGCAAAUUACCUUAAUUGCAAAAUUGAAGCAAAACGCUGGGGUACUGCUCAUGGGAGUAUUGUUCCAUAUCAGGCAUUUAAGACCAAGGAUGGUUACAUUGUGGUGGGAGCUGGAAAUGAUCAUCAGUUUGUCACUGUGUGCAAGAUCCUGAAUUUGCCUGAAGUUAGUAAAGAUUCCAGAUACAAAACUAAUACACUCAGAGUCCAGAACAGAAAAGAACUUAUUGACAUAUUAUCAACCCGGUUUUCAGAAAAAGCGACGAUCGAGUGGUUGCAGCUCUUUGAGGGGAGUGGGGUUCCCUACGGCCCAAUCAACAACAUGCAGCAAGUGUUCUCAGAUCCUCAGGUACUGCACAAUGGACUUGUGAUGGAAAUGAAUCAUCCAACAGCUGGGAAGAUAGCUGUUCCAGGACCAGGUGUCAGAUACAGUGAAUUUGCUAUGUCACAUCCAAAACCACCUCCACUUGUUGGACAACACACAGUGGAGAUACUGAAGAGCGUGCUGGGGUACGAGGAUGACGCUAUAGAAGAACUGCUUUGCACUGGUGCUGUGGCUCAGCAUGAGGUCAGAUAAGGAACAUUAGCUACAUUCCUUCACACUGAGUUCACAUUACUUUGUCCUCUCUUUGCUCCCUCCAGUUUCCCUAAUGGGACUCAAAGAGAAGACAUAAUUUAAUUCCUAAUUUUCUUCCACGUGUGUUUGUAUGAUUUUAACACUGCU